AUGACAGUUGUCCACAAACUCACUGCUGCCAGUUUGCUGUGUCAUACAUCUUCGUCCCUACUACUCUCGUGCAAGGGAGCCAGGAUCCCCGAAGAACUUGUGGGGCAUUCUGAAUGGGAACACAAACGAGGACCCAGAGGCUCACAGUCUUCUGGUACCAGUAUCACAGUGGAUAUUGCUGUCAUGGGAGAAGCACAUGGGCUCAUCACAGACCUUCUGGCAGAUCCUUCGCUGCCCCCCAACGUGUGCACUUCACUGAGAACAGUGAGCAACCUGCUUAAUACUCAGUUAACCUUCCAGGCCAUCCACAAGCCAAGGGUGAACCCUUUGGUGUCCUUCAGUGAGAACUACACCUGCUCCGACUCAGAGGAAUGUCCGGAGAAAGGAGAGAAACUAGCUAUUCCCAAGCGCUUACGGAAAAGUUUGCCUUCAGGACUACUGAGACGAGUGUCCUCAACUUGGACUACAACAACAUCAGCCACAGGAUUACCUACACUGGAGCCAGCUCCAGUGAGAAGGGAUCGCAGUGCCAGCAUCAAACCUCAUGAAUCAUCUUCAUCCAGCACUGACUCCUGGAACAGCUCAAUUCUGAUGACAAUCACAAAGAGCAGGUCUUUCUCCACCUCUUAUGCCAUGUCUUCUACCAACCACCUGAAUGCCAAAAGGCAGAGCCGGCAAGGUAUCCCGCCAAAUAUUUCACCUCUUAUGUCCCCAUGCCAUUCACCGAUUCAGGGGACACCUGCCACAAGUCCUACUGGAAAAACAUCUUCUGUAUCAUUUCCAGACUCUUCAGAUACUAACACCAAGCAAGGCUUAAAGCCGCAUAAAGUCUUAACUUCUACUCAGAGUGCACCUAGCCUGUCAGACCCUAUUAUCAGCCCCUCUGUCAUCUGCAGCAGCUGUGGAAGACCCUAUAACCAAAUAGAAGCUGGUCAUGGGACACUAGAUAGGAGUGAUGGUACCACACACACCCUGAACAGAGCAGAUGAUCCUGCGCAAGCCACUUCUGACUAUGAAACCAACAACAGUGACAGCAGUGAUAUCCUACAAAACGAUGAUGAGACAGAUUGUUCUAAAGAACAGAAGGGAUCCAUCUGUAGGACAUACACGCCUGAGACCAUCAUUCUGCAUCCUUUGAUACCACCUGAGGACAAGGCUGUACUUGCUCCUGAGCCUCUAGUUAUGGACAACUUGGAUCCCCUGAUGGAGCAGCUAAAUAGCUGGAACUUCCCAAUCUUUGAUUUGGUGGAAAAAAUUGGAAAGAAAUGUGGUCGGAUUCUCAGUCAGGUAUCAUACAGGCUUUUUGAAGACAUGGGGCUGUUUGAAACCUUUAAAAUACCAGUGAAGGAAUUUAUGAACUACUUUCAUGCCUUGGAAUGUGGAUAUCGAGAGAUACCUUACCACAACAGAAUUCAUGCAACUGAUGUUCUACAUGCCGUUUGGUACCUUACUACUCAGCCCAUCCCAGGACUCCCAACUGUCAUUAAUGAUCACGGGUCAGCAAGCGAUUCAGAUUCUGACAGUGGAAUCACUCACGGCCAUAUGGGUUAUGUGUUUUCGAAGACAUACACACCUACAGAUGACAGCUACGGAUGCCUAGCUGGCAACAUCCCUGCCCUUGAAUUAAUGGCUCUUUAUGUAGCUGCAGCCAUGCAUGAUUAUGAUCAUCCAGGAAGGACCAAUGCCUUUUUGGUAGCAACAAGUGCUCCUCAGGCAGUGCUGUACAACGACCGCUCCGUCCUGGAGAAUCACCAUGCUGCUGCUGCCUGGAACCUUUUCAUGUCGAGGCCAGAGUACAACUUCCUGGUCAAUCUUGACCACGUGGAGUUCAAGCACUUCCGCUUCCUCGUCAUUGAGGCAAUUUUGGCUACUGACCUGAAGAAACACUUUGAUUUCGUUGCCAAAUUCAAUGCCAAGGUGAAUGAUGAUGUUGGAAUUGACUGGACUAAUGAGAAUGACCGCUUGCUGGUUUGCCAAAUGUGCAUCAAACUGGCUGACAUAAAUGGGCCUGCAAAAUGCAAAGAUUUGCAUCUACAGUGGACAGAAGGCAUUGUCAAUGAGUUUUAUGAACAGGGUGAUGAAGAGGCUAGCCUGGGUUUGCCAAUCAGUCCUUUCAUGGAUCGCUCUGCUCCUCAGCUGGCACACCUUCAGGAAUCUUUCAUCACUCACAUUGUGGGACCACUAUGUAACUCCUAUGACUCAGCGGGGCUGAUGCCGGGAAAAUGGAUAGAAGAUAGUGAUGAAUCAGGAGACACUGAUGAGCAGGAAGAGGAAGAAGCAGCAGAAAUGGAAACUUGUGAAAAUGCUGAAUCCAGAAAGAAGAAGUUCAAGAGGAGGAAAAUCUACUGUCAGAUCACUCAGCACCUGCUUCAGAACCAUAAAAUGUGGAAGAAAGUAAUUGAGGAUGAAGAGAGGUUAGCUGGGACAGAGAAGCAAGGCGUGGAGCAAUCCACACUGCACCAAUCUUCAGAACAAAUCCAGGCCAUCAGGGAAGAGGAGGAGGAGAAAGGGAAGCCCAAGAGGGGUGAAGAGGAGAACACAACUGUAGAACCAAACCAAUGACAAUAUUUACAGCAGUAUUUAAGACAGUUUGACUUGUGCACAGACUCCUUCUCAAGCCAGCACAGCAUUUAGACACAACACUGUAGAAGUAUGGGAUAAUGCGCCUACAGAUGUUUAAUUUGUUUCUCUUUCCUUUAUAUGGCGAGGUACAUUGUUUAAACUUCUAUGCUCAAGGAAGCUUUCACACUGCAACACCGGCUUUUACAGACUUUCUUUAAAGAGAUUUGAGAGUGGGUGGAAUUAUAUAAAUAUAGAUAUAGAUAGAUAUAUAUAUAUAUAGCCGGGGUUAUUGGCUGCUCACUUCAGCAAAAGACAUUUAAUGAUAUAUUAUGGUCACUGUGAUAUUUACAGAAGAAAGUUAUCUAAGGAAAUGCUGCUUCUAAAGCACAUUUGCAGUUAACAGUAAGGUACCAGUUAAGUAGCUUUUGCUCUUAAUGCUGAGGGAUAAAAGUUCCAAAGCUUUAUAUGAAUGCUGAUACAUCCUGCCAACAUACAUGUGUGCGUGAGGGGGCUUGUUUGCAAGUGUAAGUGGAUGUAAGGUAAUAUAGCGUAGUUUGAGUUCUUACUACACUGGCUGUAGCACAGGGCCCAAUACACAACAAACAGAAGCCCUGAAUUUUAGAGAAUUUGUACCCACAAGGGAACCGGAGCUAAUUCUGAGGAUCUUUGCGUUCCCCAUAGCCCUCCAGGUGCCAGGUCGCAGUUGGCACUCUGGCUGCAGGCAGCAGCAGCCU
This is a messenger RNA of Athene cunicularia (burrowing owl), 3296 nucleotides long. RefSeq names its product phosphodiesterase 3A (gene PDE3A). Gene Ontology annotation, cellular component: cytosol. Gene Ontology annotation, molecular function: 3',5'-cyclic-AMP phosphodiesterase activity. Gene Ontology annotation, biological process: positive regulation of oocyte development; oocyte maturation. NCBI's taxonomy places the organism in Eukaryota, Metazoa, Chordata, Aves, Strigiformes, Strigidae. The record is from RefSeq and is a predicted model, not a curated record. The coding region runs from base 1 to 2562 and encodes 853 amino acids. The transcript is spliced from 16 exons.